Megalops cyprinoides (Indo-Pacific tarpon) is the source of this 818-nucleotide messenger RNA. RefSeq names its product flocculation protein FLO11-like. The transcript is spliced from 9 exons. The coding region runs from base 122 to 685 and encodes 187 amino acids. Lineage: Eukaryota; Metazoa; Chordata; Actinopteri; Elopiformes; Megalopidae. The record is from RefSeq and is a predicted model, not a curated record.
GUUGCAUGACAAGAAGCGAGGUUGAGGGUUCGGAGAACACACACAGGAAACUGCGCUGACUGAUAACACAGGCAAGAAAACGACGUAUGGUGUGUCUGAGGGGUGCGGCUUAUUCCUGGACAUGGCAGGUCUUUAUGGACUGAUCCUGGUGCUCUUUGCUGGGCUGCUGGGCUUGACCAAUUGCGACUCCUCAUCUACUCCACCCACCAGUCCUCCACGCACCACUUCAAACCUUGCUCCCACAACAGCCCGAACCACUCUCAAAACAGCACCGCCCGCACCCAAACUUGCAGUCACCAGCACCACGCCUCACACCCCUGAAAACCAAGCACCACCCACAUCUGCCAGCUCACUUGCACCCAGCCAUGCACCCUCUAGCUCAAACAAAGUCUCAUCAUCAGACCCCUUCCUUGCAAACACCACUACAUCUCUUCCGUCCACCUCAUCUAAUGUCACUCAAAACCAAGAAGUUUCAGAUGGAGGCAAUCAGUCUUCCACCCCACCUGCACGCACCCACGCAUCUCUUGCUCCCACUUCAUCCAAUGCCUCCUCCAGCACAGAAGCAAACAACUCAUCCAGGCCCUCAAUCCCAAUCACCCCUGACCCUGCAAGCACAACCCCAACUCAGACCACGCCUGCACUCACUACAAUACCCACCACUGUUCCACCCACAGGUUUGCCUUAAUGUCUGAAGGGCAUACCACAGGAGUUAAUGGGAUGCAUUUGUAAAUUGAUCUGAAUACAUUUGUUUGAUUGAAUUAGCUUUGCAAUGGCUCUAACUGUUUUAUUUACUCCCUUUCACCCACUCUCCCCUCCCC